Messenger RNA from Chlamydomonas reinhardtii, 2818 nucleotides. RefSeq lists its product as uncharacterized. The record is from RefSeq and is a predicted model, not a curated record. Bases 76 to 1536 code for a protein of 486 amino acids. The transcript is spliced from 2 exons. NCBI's taxonomy places the organism in Eukaryota, Viridiplantae, Chlorophyta, Chlorophyceae, Chlamydomonadales, Chlamydomonadaceae.
CAGCUGGCUUGGGUGUCAGAUGACUUACGAGGGCGCACUAAUUCCGCAUGGAUACAGCUACUUGUGGAGCUUGUCAUGAAUGCUACCCAAGGUCAACGCAAGGCCACUCCAAAACCCACACCUUCACCACCACAAAUCAGCACCACCUCACAACAGAUCUUGCUCUAUGCAGACCCGAAUGUAGUGGGGGAUGUGCCAAACGGCCUAGCUGCGACAUUUGCUCCCCUUCAGCGCCAAGUCUGGAGCAUGGCAUCUAUGUUUGGUGGCGUGGCAGUGACCUCGCUGGCUAACGGCCUGACUGACAAGAGCUUUCAGGAUGCGCUGGUGGAUGUUGAUUGGGCACCUGUCCUGGUUAUUCCUCCUCGGCGUGGAUCAGGCCUUACUGGAUAUGAAAACAUGACACAUAUUCAGCGUUAUUUGAAGGCUGGCGGCAUUGUGGUUGUGGUGGGCACCUUUCGCACUGUGUCUCCCUUUGACCCAGACGGAUUGGAUGCCCGCGAGCUAGCAAGUUUAUUUAUCCAGGCUCAGUCAGACAGCACAGGUACAUGGCCGGCUGGAUUCGCCAGCUACUGCAACCUGGGGAAACAACAGGACACGGCGGCAUACAUGUACCAGCAUUGCUGCAGUCCUACCAGUAUCUUGGUUGAAGAAAGCGCCGAUGCGCAGUAUGUUGCCGGACAAACCAUUCGAUCAGCUAACUGGCCUCGGGACACCAGUUCCCUACCAAAUAUGGUACCUGGCUCCUCGUGGCCACUGAGAGGCUGUGACACUGCAAGUACUGGCGGCCAGUCCGUGUACAUGUAUGACUGGACCAGCGAAACGUACGGGUAUUCCAAAAGUGCCAGCGCUGUACACGCUUGGUCUGUGGGCUCAGCAGGCGGUAAACUCUUCUACCUGGCGUAUGACUGGUCUGCGGGCGAGAACACCGCGUGGGGCCAGGUGCUGCUGGCGAUCGCACGGAUGGUGUACCGGCGCUUUGGUGAGGUGCCCCCCGCUCCUGCACCUCUGCGCCCGCCCAGCCCUGCACCACCGCCUGACAACUGCAAUGGCGACCCACUGCUGCCACCGGGCGUGUUGGCCCCGGGCGGCCAAACUGUCAGCUUCAUGCGCUAUGCUGAGCCAAGCGUUCGGUACGACGACGUCUGCUCCGGUCGCCGGUUCAGGCUGGUGUGCCGUGCUGGCAGGUUCUACGACGCCACCACCAACAAGCUCAUCGACAGCGAAUCCGUGCUGGACCUCUUCCCUGCCGAGAACUGCUACCAGCGCUGCAACCCUGCAGCUCCCGAGGUGGCGGAUCUGGGCCUGACAGCCGAUGAUGACUAUGACGUGGGUCAGAGCGUGUCGUACACACGCUAUGCGGCGGCAGAGGUGGCGUACGAUGGCACGUGCCAGGCGGAGACACUGUUGCGCACCUGCCAGCUGCCACAAGCGGGGUCGGCGGGUGUGACGGCCAUGGUGUGGUCUGCGCCAAUUGGGAAGCCCGGCUUCACGUUUAAGACUUGUUUGAAGCAGCCCAACCCUGCAGGUCGCCACUAGAAAGGCAGUCACUUAGACAGGGCAGCAGGGCACGAUCGGCUAUGAGCAUACCUAUGGUGCCGAUGUGUUGUGGACUGAAUUUGCAAUAAUGAAUAUGGAGGUAGGAGCAUGGUCGUAGCUGGCUGCUGGCUGGUAGCCUGGGACAAUUAAAGGCAGUAGCUUAGUGCCAUGGUAGUUGUGGUGUAGCAGGUGAGCAUUACCCUAGCUACGUAAAAAGAAAGAUGGGAUUAAUAAUGUUAGUUUGGGCAUGUGUGAUGAGAACGUACCAUUUGUGUAGCAGGUGAGCAUCACGCGGAGUGCACUUGCUGCAUUGAACGUACAAUAGUUUUUGAAGGAGGGCAAGCAAAGGAACGAGGAGCCACCCCUAUUCUGCGGGGGGGGGGGGGGGGACAAUUGGGUAAGAGGUGACUUGUCAUGUACCGUGUCAUCAUUUAUUUGCGGGAUCAGUGACCCUGCCUGGAGCGUUUGGUGAAACUUUGCGGCAAGUGCGUGCCAAGUGUGUGACUUCUGCAGCGGCGUGUUGGGAUGAUAAGGACCGGCCACAGUUAGGGCCAGAGGGGCACAUGCCGCCUGUGCAUUGAUUUCUCGCCCACUCACCCUGCUGCUGGAGAUGCGCUGGACACGGUUUCUGUGCGUUUUGUUGCUUUUUAGCGGGGAGGGGGGGGGUAGUUGCUGCCCGGGCGCGGCUGUUGGAUGGCCGGGCAGACAGUAGAUAUGAUAUACCAAUGGUGAGACCACUGGGCCGGGACUGUUGGGGACCUAGAUGGUGAAUGGUACCUAGGCCCCAGAACGGCGCGGCUGCAUAGCCCCAUGCUUCUAUUGCUGCCCGCCCCAGGAGUGAACAUCACAUUCCAUGAUUGGAUGGUGAGUUCAAUGCACGGGAAAGCACCAGCAGAAAAAGGAAAUACAUGUCUGCGGUGUAGGUUGCAGUGUAGAAUGGAUACAAUAAAAUUAAAAGGUGUGUUUAGUCAGGGAGCAUGGAAGUUUGUUAAGGAUCUGUCAGGGGGUAGUAGAAGCUCAGAAUCUUAAUUACCCCAUGCCUCCAAAGUGUCGAGUUCAGAAAAGCAUUACACACGUACCUUUAAUGAGGAAGUCCUGAGCCGCCAAAGUUGAAGUUUCGGACACUGUCCCUGGGGUUCCGCCAGCAGGUUUUGAUAGGGAUGGGCAGAUUUCGGGAGGCGACCCCCAAGCAGAACUACUAGGGGCAAAUUAUGCACAUUUAUAGAAAUGAUCAGGUGUCUCAAUUUUGGUUGGGGCGUACCCGACGCGGGAAUUCUUCGCU